Molecule: messenger RNA, 3082 nt
Organism: Sitodiplosis mosellana (orange wheat blossom midge)
Lineage: Eukaryota; Metazoa; Arthropoda; Insecta; Diptera; Cecidomyiidae
Gene: Fer2
Product: achaete-scute complex protein T3
Exons: 5
Coding region: 186-1040 (284 amino acids)
Biological process (GO): developmental process; regulation of transcription by RNA polymerase II
Molecular function (GO): protein dimerization activity; DNA-binding transcription factor activity, RNA polymerase II-specific; RNA polymerase II transcription regulatory region sequence-specific DNA binding
Source: RefSeq, a predicted model, not a curated record
AAUAUGUCUCAUAAAUGCUGCUGCUUAGCAACAAGCUCCGACAUUCUGUUCAAUCCAUUUCAUUCUGUAUUCAGCAACGAUUGUAAACGGUUCGCAAAUACAAUAUUUGUUGUAUAGAUUUAAAUUGAUUGAAAAUUGGUACAUUUUUGGAAUUAAAUAAAAAAUCGUCGGACACUACAAGUACAAUGGAAAGAAUUGGUCGAAACCAUCAGCCAGAUUCAUCAUCAUCAUCUCCACCAACCAGCGGACUGGUAUGCAGCAACUAUGAUGAUAGUGUAAUUCCCGAAUUUCCUAACUGUAUGUAUAGUGCAAACCCUAUUGAUAAUAUAUCCAUCCCGAAUGGAUCUGUCAAUAUUUGUACCAGCACAAAUUCAAGAGGAAGUGUUUCUCUUCUACCGCGGACAUCCAAUUCGUUUUGUUCCAUUCAGAACAAUUCUCCACAUCAUGAUCAGUUUGGACAGAAUUCUCAUCAUCACAGCUUCCAAGAUUAUUUAGAGUCUACAUCAGCAACUUCGCCAGUAAAUUUAAGUGCAAGUGGUGACGUUAACCUCAUUCAAAUAAUCAAUUGCAAUAAUAUUGAUAGCGGAUGCAUUUCUUCAAAUAUAUCCACGUUUGGUGGUUGCAACUCACCCUAUAAAGUUCAAAGGCAAUUAACAACUGGAAGAGAAAGGAAACGAGUUGUACGUUCGGCUCCAAAUGGGAGUAUAAAUUCCGCAUUUGACGAGCUGCGGGUCCACGUCCCAACCUUUCCUUAUGAGAAAAGGUUAAGUAAAAUAGAUACAUUGCGUUUGGCUAUUGCAUAUAUUGCAUUACUGCGUGAAGUUCUUGAAGCAGAUUACGAUCCUUUAACGUAUGUCGAAAAGUGUUUGCGUGGUGAGAUAAAAUCUGAUGGUGCCCAUUGGAAUACAAGUGACUUGACAGCCAGAUUGUCGUGGAUAAACUGGGAAUCACUUGGUGUACACCCUGGGCGACGAACCCUGCUUACAUCACUCACACUAAGUAGUGAGACACCAUCGUCAUCUACAACUCAUAAUCAAUAAUGGUAGCAAUAAAAUGCGUAGCUUCUGUAAAAUUAUAUGCUCUAUAAUAAAACAGCAUAUGAUUCCAUUGGUAUACCAAAAUGCAAUAAAACCAACGAAAUCAUAAGCUACUUUUAUUGUAAAGCAAUUCAGCAUUUCAAUUUUUGUUUGAAGCUCUAUUUAAGAUUAUUUGGCAUAUAAUGUAGUGCACACAAAAAGUAAAUUCAGUAAGAUAGCAAUAGUUCUGGGUGACUACAUACAUUACCACAGGUUACUGAGAAUCUACCCAGUGUAUUUGUAUAUAUCGGUGAUAAAGUUACCACGGUUGGUUUGAAAAUUACCACAACGACAAGAGUAUUUUUACAUUUUGUAUUCGGGUAACUUUUACACAAACUGUGUUAACUCUAUCACCGCGGCUAUGAAAUCCAUACUGACGACAACACUCGACCGGCCUCUAGUGGUCAUACACACAACACAUGUUGAGCGGUCAAUAUAUACACACAAUACAGACACGCUGGCAUAGGAUUUAUACGGUUUGCACGAAUGGCUACUUGAUUAUUGGCCAUGCAUACGCUUAUGUGAUUGAAAUCUCCAACUAUCACCACAAGCGUCGUGUCAGUAGAGCUCGUUUUAUGUUUACAUUGGAAAUACGUGUAAUUGUUGUUCUAGCUUCAUCACCGUGUCUAUCACUCAACAUAACAUGUAGUUAACUUAUACCAUUUUCUUCCUAUGUGUAAUGUAGUCUAAGCGCAUUGUGGGGACAAGCUCAUUGUGUGUCACCGUUAAAUAAAAACACUUAUUCAAAUUCAAUGUUUAUCUAUAUACCAAAAUAAAAUGCUUAUUUAAAGCCAAAGUUUGGUCCGUGUUUCUGUGGUUUCGAAGAAUUGUACAUUCUUUAUUCAGCCAGUAUAGUGUCCACCUAAAACCGACUGCUGCAAGCUCGCGUUGAUGGUGAGUCAAGAACGAUAUCGGCCCUCUAGGCAAGGAUAGCAUCAAGGUGUCAUAGUAUACGGGCACUUUCGAUCGAGGGCCAGUCCACUGUGCACAAAUACAUGAACACACGUAUACACUAGAUAGCGAUGUAACACAGUGUGUCGCUUGAUGCAUGCAAAAAAAUAUCGCAUGAAAAUAUCUGAUAUUUUUAUUCCAGCUGAUAGGAAUAUUUGUUAGUGUUCUCUGUAAAAGGUAUGCAAUGAAUGGGAUUUUAUAGCGAGAUGUUCCAUUUCCAUUCAAAAUGAUAUUUUUCUGUUUUGUUCGUAUUCAGGAACCUUCAAGGUAAAAACCAGAUUUGACUAGGACUCUAACAUCUCUCAGCAAAAUAAAUUUAAAUAAAAUUAAAUUAAAGAGUUUGCUGUGAUUGGUUAUCUUUUAUCUCUUCUUGUUCUUGUAGCGAAAAACGCAGAAAAAAUUAAGAAAACGAAGAAAAAAAGUGCUGUAGGAAACCUUAUUUGUGUGCGAUUGACGCGUAACUCAUAAGAAAUAAGAAAAAAACUCUAUGAUAGCAAAAAUAUAGAGGAUCUUGAAUUACUACUACAAUUUUGCCGAAAACACCAAGUAGCUAUUUCUGAAUCAAGCGAAAACCCGAGGCAUGUCGAGUGUCGACGCAUUAAAUUUUAACGCAGACCGAAUCUAUAGAAAACAUACAUUCUUUUACGUCUUAUAAUAAAUAGAUAUCAAAAAUGCCUAAAAUCAAUCAAAGAGAAAGUUUCAAAUUCAUUUGGUAGAGUGCCCCAAUUGUAUUUCCAUUUAGUGCACAUCUUGAAAGUUAAGUACUGCUUAAAUAUAUUGAAAUGUUUUUUAUGUAUAUGUAUAUGUUUUUCUUUUUCAUAGUGAAACUUCGUCGAAAUAUCAAAAAAUUAAGCAAUUUAUUUUGAGCCAUCACUAAAUACCAGUAUAAAUCUAUAGGUGAGAUUGAAAGUAGUGGAUGUUUCACUGACUUUGUUAUGAAAGAGGAGUAGAAAAGUUUCUUUCGGCUUAAAAAUGGAUAAAGAGUUGGAAUGGAUGUUCAUAUUUGGCGGAGCGUCGCAGUUUUUCACGGAACUGAUAAGAGAUAAAAACUUAAG